UCGAAGUCAUCAUCAAUCAUCACGGAGACAUGAUUCACGUCAUAGCAGAUCUCCUUCAAGACAUGAUCGCUCAUCUCCUGAUCGACGAAAAACAUCAACUUCAAGGCGUCGUAGUCGUAGUCGGGAGGCAUAUGUUGAUAGAAAAGAUGAACGUCGAUAUUCCUCAGGUCGAUAUUACGACGAUCGUCGGUAUUCUAUACCUGAAAAAAGGGAAGAGAGGCGAGAUUCUAAUUUACCUGAACGAAGAGAAAGUAGACGAGAUUCUAAUUUAUCUGAUAGGAGAGGUGACAGGAGAAAUUCCGAUAUAUCAGAAAGGAGAGAUGAUAGACGUGAAUCAAAGAGUGAAAGACGGGAUGAUCGCCGUGAGUCAUACAGUUCACGCUACGAAAAGCCUGGAUCUAUUAAUGAAAGGAGAGAUCCUAAACAUGAUUCGAUGGAUGAUCGGAAAGAAAAUAAUUCUUUGUCUAAUGAACGAUUUGAUUACGAAGAAUGUAAAAAUAAUUCUCGAACGAGAUCACCGGCAAUAAAUCACGAGAAUGGCAAAUCAGAAUACCCUAGCCCCAACCACAAUAUUGACACAGAUAUUACAGAUGAUAGGGUUAGUCCUCCAGCGUUUGCUGAACAACUUUCAGAAGAUAUUGACCGCCGAACGCGAUCUCGUUCUCCCAAACCAAUAUUAGCUCCGGAAGAUUUAGUGCCUGAUGACGUGUAUGAUGAUGACAAUGAUAAC
Messenger RNA from Dentiscutata heterogama, 730 nucleotides. Lineage: Eukaryota; Fungi; Glomeromycota; Glomeromycetes; Diversisporales; Gigasporaceae. The record is from the annotation of a GenBank genome assembly.